Molecule: messenger RNA, 3852 nt
Organism: Aethalodelphis obliquidens (Pacific white-sided dolphin)
Lineage: Eukaryota; Metazoa; Chordata; Mammalia; Artiodactyla; Delphinidae
Product: zinc finger protein 689
Exons: 7
Coding region: 1057-3660 (867 amino acids)
Biological process (GO): regulation of transcription by RNA polymerase II
Cellular component (GO): nucleus
Molecular function (GO): DNA-binding transcription factor activity, RNA polymerase II-specific
Source: RefSeq, a predicted model, not a curated record
GUUCAAAUAUAUAUAUAUUUUUUUCCAGCAAAAACUGCUAUAUAUCCUGGCUCCUCCCUUACCUCUUUGGAGCAGUUCCUCAGAGCUGAGAGGAUAGUCCUCAGUAAGCUCCUGGAAUAAAACUCAGCUCGGAACUUUUAGGUUGUACGUUUUCUUCAAUUGGACAAAAUCUUUGUUCUUCUCCUUACUAGCAAGUGCCCUCUGAGAUUUUCCUCAUCAGUAGAACCAGGAUGAUAAUCAUCAUUUCACACAUGGUAGCAAAAAAUAAAUACGUUGAACGUGUAAUAUGUUGGGCAUGGUACCUGCGCACAGGAAACGCUAACGUUAAUUCCCUUCCCCAAAGGGCAAGGAGGGAGUUACCCACUAUCGCAAGAGAAGGCUCCUCUGAGAAAGCCAGGAAAGGAGACCCAGGGAUAUUCCAGCCCCGGGUUGGCCAGAGUGGCUCCGUCGCUCAAAUCCUUCCCUCCCUCGGCUAGGCUGCGCCUCCAAGAAACAGAGGACCAUUACUGAUCCCAGGCGGGGUCGCCCCUUCCCGCCUCCAGACUCCCGGGCAGUCACCCGACAUCGAGGGUCCAACUUUCUGCCCUUACGCUUCCGUUGGCUUCGUUCAAACAGGCCGCUUUUGGCAAUACCCAAUCAGAAUACUCGAUCUUAGGCCACCGCCCAAUGACCGCGUGGAAUAGGGGGGAAAAGGGCGUGAAGCCCAAUCGCAGCGCCAUCACACUUGAGGGCAAAAAGGUUAGGGAGCCGGCAUGGCGCUCCGGUCAAUAAAAUCGAUAGCUGGAAGCUGCUUGUGUUUCAGGCAAAGGCGGUGCAGUAGCGGGGCCGCCAUUUUCCCUGAAGGCAUCUUCCGGUGCCUUUCACCCAAGUUCGGGCAGGAGUUUCCUGAAUAACAGCGAAAGGUUUCCGUUAACCCCGCCGGCGGCCGAUUCCUGUUCCCUCCUGGUCUCCCCAGGCACGCUCCGCCCGGAUCCGGCUUGGGCUCCCAAGUCCCGGCGCCCGCCAGCGCCCAGCGGCCAAGGCCGGGACAGCCGUGGCGCCGGCUUGUCGGGUCCAAUGGCGCGGCCUUCGGCUCCGCUCCCCGCGCGGGGACCAGGAGAGGCCGGACCCGGCCGGAGAAGGGGAAGGAGGCCGAGGGCGGUGAAGUUCGGGGACGUGGCCGUGUACUUCUCCCCGGAGGAGUGGGAGUGUCUGUGGCCCGCCCAGAGGGCCCUGUACCGGGACGUGAUGCAGGAGACCUACGGCCACCUGGGCGCGCUCGGGUGCGCAGGUCCCAAACCAACCCUCAUCUCCUGGUUGGAACGAAAUACCGAUGAUUGGGAACCGGCUGCUCUGGAUCCACAGGAGUGCCCAAGGAGGGUAACAGUCCAAAGAAAAACCAGAACCAGAAAGAAGAAUGAAAAGAAGGAAGUAUUCCCGCCUAAGGAGGCACCCCGAAAGGGGAAGCGAGGCCGCCGGCCCAGCAAACCCCGCCUGAUCCCCAGGCAAACAUCCGGAGGUCCCAUCUGCCCUGACUGUGGUUGUACCUUUCCCGAUCACCCGGCCCUGCAGAGCCACAAGUGUGCCCAGAAUCUGAAAAAGCCUUACCCUUGCCCAGACUGUGGGCGCCGCUUUUCCUACCCGUCCCUGCUGGUCAGUCACCGGCGGGCACACUCUGGGGAGUGUCCCUACGUUUGUGACCAGUGUGGCAAGCGGUUCUCCCAGCGCAAGAACCUCUCCCAGCACCAGGUUAUCCACACAGGCGAGAAGCCCUACCACUGUCCUGACUGUGGCCGCUGUUUCCGGAGGAGCAGGUCCUUGGCCAAUCAUCGGACCACACACACGGGUGAAAAACCCCACCAGUGCCCCAGCUGCGGGCGUCGCUUCGCCUACCCCUCCCUGCUCGCCAUCCACCAGCGCACACACACCGGAGAGAAGCCCUACACCUGCCUGGAAUGCAGCCGGCGCUUCCGCCAGCGCACCGCCCUGGUCAUCCACCAGCGCAUCCACACGGGCGAGAAGCCCUACCCGUGCCCGGACUGCGAGCGGCGCUUCUCCUCCUCCUCUCGCCUGGUCAGUCACCGGCGGGUGCACUCCGGAGAGCGUCCCUACGCCUGCGAGCACUGCGAGGCCCGCUUCUCCCAGCGCAGCACGCUGCUCCAGCACCAGCUCUUGCACACGGGAGAGAAGCCCUAUCCCUGCCCGGACUGCGGACGUGCCUUCCGGCGGAGCGGUUCCCUCGCCAUACACCGCAGCACGCACACCGAGGAGAAACUGCACGCGUGUGACGACUGUGGCCGCCGCUUCGCCUACCCCUCACUGCUGGCCAGUCACCGGCGCGUCCACUCGGGCGAGCGGCCCUAUGCCUGCGACCUGUGCUCCAAGCGGUUCGCCCAGUGGAGCCACCUGGCUCAGCACCAGCUCCUGCACACUGGGGAGAAGCCCUUCCCCUGCCUCGAGUGUGGCCGUUGCUUCCGCCAGAGGUGGUCUCUGGCCGUCCACAAGUGUAGCCCUGGGGUCCAGAACUGUAGCCCUAGAUCUGCUAUAGGGGUGCCUAGCCAGAAAGGCAACUGGGGGUGUCUGCGGCCCGCGCAGAAGGCCCUGAACCGGGACGUGACGCGGGAGACCUAUGGCUUCCUGGGCGCGCUCGGACUAAACACCGAGGGUGUUUAUUUGUCCCCAUCAGAAUCCCGAAUCCCAAACAGCCAACCCUGCUACUUCGGUUCCCUUCGGCUGAGUUCGGAGGCCAAGACUAGGAGGGGCCCCAGGCUCGGGAGCCCUUCCUGUGGACGACGAGAGCUGAGGCCAGGCGCGGGGAGCAGGCGGCCGCUGCUCUGGGCUGGAGGCCACAUGGCGCCGCCCCCGGCCCCGCUCCUGGUGCUGAGACCAGGGGAGACCGGGCUUGGUUGCAAGAAGCCUGCGGCCAUGAGCUUCGCGGAUGUGGCCGUGUACUUCUCCCCGGAGGAGUGGGGGUGUCUGCGGCCCCCGCAGAGGGCCCUGUACCGGGACGUGAUGCGGGAGACCUACGGCCACCUGGAUGCGCUCGGAUUCCCAGGCCCCAAACCAGCCCUCAUCUCUUGGAUGGAACAGGAGAGUGAGGCUUGGAGCCCCGCCGCCCAGGAUCCUGAGGAGGGGGAAAGCCUGGGAGGAGCUCUGAGAGGAGAUGCCCCAAACAAAAGGGAAGAGGAACCCAAGAUAGGGCCAGGAGCCAAAGGAUCCGAAAAGACUCCUAGGAAGGAGAGGCCUGAAGAGCUGGUUAAAAACAACCUUGACUCAACCAUCAGCAAAACCUCGGCAAGAGCAGAGCCACCCAGCAAAGCUGCCUGUGACCAGAGCGCAGGUGCGCAGCCCCCGGCCCUGGUGCCCAGCGUAGAUGCUCAGGCCAGCCAGCGGCGCCACGUGUGUGCAGACUGCGGCCGCCGCUUCACCUAUCCCUCGCUGCUGGUCAGCCACCGGCGCAUGCAUUCGGGUGAGCGGCCCUUCCCCUGCCCCGAGUGUGGCAUGCGCUUCAAGAGGAAGUUUGCCGUGGAAGCGCACCAGUGGAUCCACCGCUCCUGCUCUGGGGGCCGGCGGGGCCGGAGGCCCGGAAUCCGGGCUGUGCCUCGGGCCCCAGUCCGAGGUGACCGGGACCCGCCGGUGCUGUUCCGGCACUACCCGGACAUCUUUAAAGAGUGCGGGUGAGCGGCUCCCCCUGGCUGGGCUUGAGCCUGACCUCAGCGCUAAGGACUAACUGGGCCCUGAGGGAGGCUCCUGAGUCAGGGAUUUGGGACCCAAAAUUCAUCCCUUGGUUUUCCCUCAAGGAUCCCUCUAGUUUCCAAACCUGUAAAAAUAAAAGUGCCUGUAAAGAUUCAGAGAUUAAACUUGACACCUCCU